AUGGAAGAGAGAGUUGAUUGUGAGAAAUCAAUGGAUGAAGUGAUGCUUCCAGGGUUUAGGUUUCAUCCCACAGACGAAGAGCUUGUAGGGUUUUACCUCAAGAGGAAGAUCCAACAACGACCUCUUAGCAUUGAGCUCAUUCGGCAACUCGACAUUUACAAAUAUGAUCCAUGGGAUCUCCCUAAGUUGGCGACUACAGGAGAGAAAGAGUGGUACUUCUACUGCCCGAGAGACCGGAAAUACCGGAACAGCGCGAGGCCAAACCGGGUAACCGGGGCUGGGUUUUGGAAAGCCACCGGGACCGACCGGCCGAUCUACUCGUCAGAAGGGUCCAAGUGCAUAGGGCUGAAGAAGUCCCUGGUUUUCUACAAAGGUAGAGCUGCCAAGGGCGUCAAGACCGACUGGAUGAUGCACGAGUUUCGCCUCCCUUCUCUCACUGACUUGUCAUCACAAAAUAUUCCUGCCCAUGACUCGUGGGCAAUAUGCAGGAUUUUCAAGAAAACGAACUCGACCUCCCAAAGAUCUCUCGCUCACUCUUAUGUCUCUCCAACGUUACCAUUUGAAACCACUGCCUCAGAAACUGCAAACUCACUCAUUCACUCUCAACUAAGCCCAGACACUCCUUCCUUCUCACCAUCCCCAUCCAAAACCAACUCCUCCAUUCACAUUCCUCCUGACAAUAUCACUCCCAUCUUGGACUCAUCAUCACUGGUUCCAUGGACUAAUUUAGACUUUGCCAUCAUUUCAUCGAGCAUCGACCCGAACCCUAAUCACUUCCUCUUCCCACCUCUCCACGAAACAACCACCUCGGAUGUCUCCUCCAUUCUUCAGACCAUGUCGUCCUCUAUGUUCGGAGAUGUUGGCAGGAGCUUCGAGUGCGAUUUAAAUGACCAUCAAGGACAGUUCAACGAUGGCUUCUCACUACUGACUCUACCGAUCGAAAUGCAAGCGAACGAUGCGAUUGCCAGUUGCGAAGAAGCGUCCUCUUUGUUCCCGAGGAACCCGAGCCGCGACAAGCUGUGGGAGACAGUCCGGUUCGGCGGUUCUCCUUACGGCUUGGACGAUAAUUAUUUGAACGUGGGGGAUGCAUGGAAGUCAAACUUGGCGUGGGAUGCAACGAGUGAUUUGUCAACGUAUUAUUAUUCUACCACCAAGUGCUUCACCUAA
This is a messenger RNA of Syzygium oleosum, 1167 nucleotides long. Its product is annotated as putative NAC domain-containing protein 94. The transcript is spliced from 3 exons. Gene Ontology annotation, molecular function: DNA binding. The record is from RefSeq and is a predicted model, not a curated record. Bases 1 to 1167 code for a protein of 388 amino acids. Gene Ontology annotation, biological process: regulation of DNA-templated transcription. NCBI's taxonomy places the organism in Eukaryota, Viridiplantae, Streptophyta, Magnoliopsida, Myrtales, Myrtaceae.